Messenger RNA from Podospora pseudopauciseta, 3917 nucleotides. RefSeq names its product Karyopherin transporter (gene CRM1). The coding region runs from base 1 to 183 and encodes 60 amino acids. The transcript is spliced from 4 exons. Lineage: Eukaryota; Fungi; Ascomycota; Sordariomycetes; Sordariales; Podosporaceae. The record is from RefSeq and is a predicted model, not a curated record.
AUGCCGGUCUCUAUCGAAGAGUUGGACGCCACUGUCCGUGCCUUCUAUGAGGGCCGCGGCGAACAGUUCAAGGAAGACUCUGAUGCCUGGUUGAUGGUCGACGAUAUACUCUCGAAGGCGAGCUACGAACAGACGAAAUGUUGGUUUCCGAUUCUUAUCCGGGCGCAGAGGGGCUGGGUCUGAGGUGAUACUAACUGCGACAUCUAGUCUUGGGUCUCCAAGUUCUCGAUCAUGUCAUCAUGACGAGGUGGAAGGUUCUGCCACGAGAGCAGUGCCAAGGUAGGUUACAGUGGUGUGUUGUUGGCCAUGCUCGGGAGCUGUGGACUGACAACUGUCUAGGCAUCCGUAACUUCGUCGUUCUAACCAUCAUGCAAUGCUCUGGCUCUGAGGAGUCGCUCAAGGCGAACAAGACACUACUCAACAAGCUGAACCUUGUUCUCGUGUCUGUCUUGAAGCAGGAGUGGCCUCACAACUGGCCUACAUUUAUCAACGAGAUCAUCUCCGCCUGCCACUCGAGUCUGUCAGUCUGCGAGAACAACAUGACGAUUCUGAGACUCCUCUCCGAAGAGGUGUUCGACUACUCAGCCGAGCAAAUGACUUCCACCAAAACCCGCAACCUCAAGACAACGAUGUGCAACGAGUUUUCCCAGAUCUUUACGCUGUGCCAGGAAAUCCUCAACAGCGCGACCCAACCAAGCCUCAUCAAGGCCACCCUCCAGACACUGUUGCGCUUCUGCAAUUGGAUUCCCUUGGGGUACAUUUUCGAGACGCCACUCAUCGACACCCUCAGGACCAGAUUCCUCGAGGUGCCCGAAUUCCGGAAUCUCACUCUCCAAUGUUUGACGGAAAUUGGUGGUUUGCAGACGGGAGGUCCUGGCCAGGUCAACUCUUAUGACGAACAGCUUGUCAAAAUGUUCACCGAAACGUUGACGCAAAUUUCCAACAUUAUUCCUCUGGAGAUGGAUCUCAAGACAACGUAUCCUCAAAGCAACUCUCGUGACCAGGAGACUAUCCAGAACCUGGCGCUUUUCCUGUGCAACUUCUACUCCGCGCAUCUACCCUUGAUCGAGAACCUUCCCAACCGCGAUUUCCUCACCCACGGUCAUUUCUACCUCAUCCGCAUUUCACAGAUCGACGACCGCGAGAUGUUCAAGAUUUGCCUCGACUACUGGCUUAAACUGGUGCAGGAGCUCUACGAGGAGAUGCAGUCGCUACCUUUAUCCGACAUGACGGCUAUGAGCGCCUUGGGUGGUGGCGGCGGUGCCCCCAAUCCAGCACUGCUCAACAACUACCCGCUCCGCAAGCACAAGUACAACGAAGUACUGUCGAACCUGAGAGUGGUCAUGAUUGAGAAGAUGGUCAGGCCUGAGGAAGUCUUGAUUGUGGAGAACGAUGAGGGAGAAAUCGUUCGUGAAUUUGUCAAGGAAACCGACACUGUUCAGCUCUACAAGACGAUUCGCGAGUGUCUCGUUUACCUCACCCAUCUCGAUGUCGUCGACACCGAGAACAUCAUGACUGAGAAGCUGUCGCGACAGGUCGACAGAUCCGAGUGGUCAUGGCACAACUGCAACGUCCUCUGCUGGGCCAUUGGUUCCAUCUCUUUGGCCAUGAACGAAGAGACGGAGAAGCGUUUCUUGGUGACCGUGAUCAAGGAGCUCCUCGGUCUCACCGAGAUCCAACGUGGCAAAGACAACAAGGCCGUUGUCGCCAGUAAUAUUAUGUAUAUUGUUGGACAGUACCCUCGCUUCUUGAAGGCUCACUGGAAGUUCCUCAAGACGGUCGUCAAUAAGCUGUUCGAGUUCAUGCACGAGUCUCACGAAGGUGUUCAGGACAUGGCUUGCGACACUUUUAUUAAGAUUGCGAAGCAGUGCAGACGUCACUUCGUCGCUCUCCAGCCAAGCGAGAAUGAACCCUUUAUUGAAGAAAUCAUUCGAAAUCUUGGGAGGAUCACUUCCGACUUGACUCCCCAGCAGGUGCACACUUUCUACGAGGCCUGCGGUUACAUGGUGGCUGCCCAGGGCAACAGGAAUGUUCAGGAGCGCCUAUUGACUGAGCUCAUGAGCAUCCCAAAUACCGCCUGGGACCAGAUCAUUCAGGCGGCUACCCAGGACUCCACCAUCCUCCAGAAUGCCGAUACCAUCAAGAUCAUUGGCAACAUCAUGAAGACCAACGUCUCGGCCUGCUCCUCCAUCGGCACAUAUUUCUUCCCUCAGAUCGGUCGCCUCUAUAACAACAUGUUGGAGAUGUACGCUACCACCAGUCAGCUGAUUUCGCAGGCUGUCGCCCGCGAGGGUGAAGUUGCGACCAAGAUGCCCAUCGUUCGUGGCCUGCGGACCAUCAAGAAGGAAAUUCUCAAGCUUGUGGAGACCUUCAUUGACAAGGCUGAGGAUCUCCAGACAGUGCGGGCCCAGAUGGUUCCCCAACUUUUGGACUCUGUCCUCGUUGACUACAACCGCAAUGUUCCUGGCGCCCGUGAUGCUGAGGUCCUCAGGUGCAUGACCGCCAUGAUCACAAAGCUCUCUGGGUUGAUGGAGGAUCAGGUUCCAGUCAUCAUGGAGAAUGUGUUUGAGUGCACUUUGGAGAUGAUCAACAAGGACUUCUCCGAGUUCCCGGAGCACCGUGUCGAGUUCUUUAACCUGCUCCGCGCCAUCAACCUCCACUGCUUCCCCGCCCUCUUGAAGCUCGACAACCGUCAGUUUAAAUUUGUCAUCGACUCGUGCCUGUGGGCCAGCAAGCACGAUAACCGCGAUGUGGAAACUGCUGGUCUUAACAUGUGCCUGGAGUUGAUCAACAACAUUGCGGAGAAGACAGAUGUUGCCACAUCGAAUGCGUUCUUCCAGCAGUUCUUCAUCCCCAUUCUUCAGGAUGUCUUCUUCGUUCUGACGGACCAGGACCACAAGGCCGGCUUCAAGACUCAGUCCAUGCUCUUGAUGCGCAUGUUCUACUUUAUUAGCCCUGCCGACGGCACCCAGCCCAAGAUCCAGGGUCCUAUUUAUACCCCAGAUCAGGCCCAGGGUUCCCCCAGCAACAAGGAGUUCCUCGGCUUGUUUGUGAGCAACCUCCUUCAGAACGCUUUCUCCAACCUGACUGCCCCUCAAAUCACCGCGUUUGUGGAAGGUCUCUUCACGCUGAACACGCAAUACGACAAGUUCAGACUUGCGCUGCGUGAUUUCUUGAUCUCGCUGCGUGAGUUCGCCGGCGACAAUGCUGAACUUUACUUGGUGGAGAAGGAGCAGAUGGAGCGUGACGCCCGGCAAGCUGACCUGGAGCGUCGUUCCAAGGUCGGCGGUCUGCUCAAGCCGUCUGAGCUUGAAGAUGAGGACCUCUGACUGGACCAAGAAUUCCGUACCGAGUUUGCGCCCUCACACGAAACCAAUACCGCAACAGCAGAGCCGCGGUCGGGCGGGGAAUAUGACGGCUGGGUUGUCUACGGGGUUUAGCAGGAUAUGCAGAUGGUAAGCUGAAUAGCAUGUCAUCCCAGGUUCUUGUUUCUUGGGAUUACGAUCUCAAGAUUUUAUUUUAUUUUCUUGCGCCAGCUAUGUGACGCACUUGUAAUGAUACCAUUAGAGAAGGGAACAAAGUUUGUUGGCUUUUUCUGUCAAAGGGACUUGUGGCUCCUCAUUUCAAAGAUUGGGCUGACGAAUCUGCCUAUUGUUGGGUGGACAUUUUGCUUUUUGUGUUUUCUCAUUGUGCGAUCGUUCUCUCUUAGCGAUGGGUUUGUGGAGGGGAAAGGAAAACAUGAAUGACAUUGCUAGUGUUGUCAGUCAAAUGUGAUGAUGACUGGCUGGCUCUUUGAUGAGAUGGAAGAGAAAUGGAUAUCGAGAUGCUAGCUAAAUAUCAAUAGGUAUAUUAGCAACAGGGUUCUCGGCUGGGUAAUAGCUUUUCUGAGACAGAAAUGAGAAACGUUUUAAAGUGAG